CAAGCAAGAAACACACAACAAUCAUGUUUUUGUAGACAUUCCAAGAAAACCAUCAACUUCCAGGUCAACUUUCUUGUCCAAAAGGAACGAAAAUUUUCAGACAAGAGUGUGAUAUGGAGAGACCAGUAAGCUUUGACGUGACUGACUAUAAUCCAGAGGGAGAUGACUGGAUCAACAACCUAGUACUCCACAAAGAUUCGAUGAGCGGACCAUCGUCGCCGCUGAUACACCACAAUCCGGAGAUGAAAAUCCCCGAGGAGGCAACGGAUUACGUGACCAUCACGCUAGACAUUCAAGGAGACAACGUGGUGGUCGUAGAGGAGAACGCAGAGCCGAUGGCACGGAGGCGGCAAGGGUCGAGGAAGAAGUCUGUGGUGAAUCGUCGUACACUCGUUGAACCAUCAAGAUCGAAGUUUGACUCGUCAGAGGCCUUGAGAGGUCUUAGAAUGUUUAUUAGGAUGACCGAUGCUGGUUGGAUCGCUGUGGAGAGGCGGUUUGAUAAGAUGACUGCCAAAACUGGUGGACUGCUGGAUCCGGUAAAUUUUGGUGAAUGCUUAGGGAUAAAUUCAAAGGAAUUUUCCUUGGAAUUGUUCUAUACAUUGGCAAGACAAAGGGAUAUAUCAUGUGAGGGGGUUAGUAAGUCCGAACUAUUGGAAUUAUGGUGUCACAUAAAUGAUCAAUGCUUUGACUCCAGGUUUAGGAUGUUCUUUGACAUGGCAGAUAAGGAUGGUGAUGGUAGACUAUCACAACAAGAAGUUAAAGAGUUUAUCAGGCUUACUGCAACCGCCAAAAAUCAAUCCGCAACAAAGAACAUGGUUGAUAAAUAUGCAGCAAUGAUCAUCAAAGAGCUUGAUCCAGAUGAUUUUGGAUACAUCAUGAUAGAAAGUCUUAAGGUACUGCUGCUGGAUGUGGAAACACUCUCUGAAAAUAAAACAACAAUUACUGAUCAGGAAACAAAGAAGGCUACAACAAAGAGAUGGUACAACAAAGUUAUUCGAGAUAUCCCAUCUUCAUCUUUGAUUCCUUGCCUGAAGAAGACAUCAUCUACUAAGAAGACAUGAUUCAUCAAAUUCUCAAGAUUACAUCACAUGAGCAGAAAUGAAUUGCCACAUGACACGUGAGCAGUCCAAAAUCAAUAUGAGUGCAAACCUCAAAACUGUUUUGUUUUGUUUUUUUUUAUUUAGUAAAGAUUAUACUUUACAUGUGAAGUAAAAUCGUGAAACCAUUGACCUUUUCUAUGGGUAAUUUUCCAUCAAUUACAGCAAAACUUC
Eruca vesicaria subsp. sativa (arugula) is the source of this 1271-nucleotide messenger RNA. NCBI's taxonomy places the organism in Eukaryota, Viridiplantae, Streptophyta, Magnoliopsida, Brassicales, Brassicaceae. The record is from the annotation of a GenBank genome assembly.